AUUCUUCACCGUGGAGCAGUUCUUUCAAUAAUUUGACCAUAUUCAGGUUGUAAGGAGAAUAAGUGAGUCUUGUGUACUUGAAGAAUGAAGGACUGACUCAGGAGAAAGAAGAAGAACAGUCGUCAGGAUGUGAGGAGACAGAAAGACUUUAACCACAUUCACACCGACUGUUUAAACUGAUGAAGCUCUUCUGUUCUUAUUCGGUCUUUGUUCAGGAGAUGAUCAUCACUUAAUGAAGGCUGACCUGCUGAUCUCACUCAGAAUGUCUCUGACUGUUUCUCUGCUGGUUCUGAUCUUCAUCUCUGAAAUUGUUGCUCAGGAUGGGUGGGCUGUGCGUUACUUCUCUAAAUAUAUAUGUGCUCCAAAGGGGUCUGAAGUGACCAUGCGCUGCAUUUAUAGAUAUCCAAAAGGUCACUCAGUCCCAAAAGCUUUCUGGACCAAAGAGUGGGGUCAAGGUUCAGAGCCUCCUGAUCUGUCAGAUAAUCCAGAGUACAGAGGCAGAGUUCAGUACCUCGGAGAUGAACACAAUGACUGCACUCUCAGACUGAGUGAUGUGAGAGAAAAGGAUCAAAGUAAAUAUUACUUCAGAUUUAUAACAGACAAACCUGGUGGAAAGAAUCAAGGUAGAGGUGGAGUUGAUCUUUCAGUCACAGAUCUCCAGGUGGAGGUUCCUGAGAGAGUGAUAGAGGGAGAUAAAGUCACUCUCACAUGUAAAACCACCUGCAGACUGACAGUCAGACCAACAUUGACCUGGCACAGAAAUGGACAUCGUUUAUCCUCCAGGACUGACCAGUUCCACCUGCAGCCGGUCAGCAGCGAGGAUGUAGGCAGGUAUCACUGUGGUGUACUGGGUCAGAACCUUCUCUCUCCUGAGGUCACUCUUAAUGUGAGAUAUGGUCCAAAGAACAUCUCAGUGUCCAUCAGCCCCUCUGGUGAAAUAGUGGAGGGCAGUUCAGUGAAUCUGACCUGCAGCAGUGAUGCAAACCCACCUGUGCAGAACUACACCUGGUUUAAAGGAACAUCAUUAGUAGCAGAAGGAGAGACUUACACAAUGAAGAAGAUCAGCUCUGUGGACAGUGGAGAAUACAAGUGCAGAUCCAGUAAUGAACAUGGAGUUAAAUACUCUACAGCUCUAAGUCUCGAUGUUUUGUAUCCUCCAAAGAUUGCCUCAUUGUCCAUCAGUCCCUCUCGUGAAAUAGUGGAGGGCAGUUCAGUGACUCUGACCUGCAGCAGUGAUGCAAACCCACCUGUGCAGAACUACACCUGGUUUAAAGAAGGUGGCAGCUCACCUGUAGGAUCUGGACACAGUUACAGGGCUCUACAGAGAGGAUCCUACUACUGUGAAGCUCAGAAUGAACAGGGAUCUCAGAAAUCAGCUGCAGUGACUGUCAGUGUAAAAGAAGAACAAGCCAUGACUCUGUAUGUGGUGGUUGGAGUUGGACUCUGUGGGGCUGCAGUGUUUAUUACCAUUAUUUUACUGAUAUGGAGAAAGAAGAAGGGAACGAUGGAGGAAGAUGGCCACCAGAACGUUGACCCUAAUGCUAAGGACGACACGUACACAGCUCUUGACCCCAUGUCCAGGUCCUCUGAUGAUGUGUACAACACACUUGCAACUGUUCAUUGCAGUCCUUCUGAUGAUCUGUACUCAGCUCUGGAUCCUCAGUCUCGCUCUCCUGAGUACGACACUCUAGCAGCUGACCUGCUGAUCUCACUCAGAAUGUCUCUGACUGUUUCUCUGCUGGUUCUGAUCUUCAUCUCUGAUCUCCAGGUGGAGGUUCCUGAGAGAGUGAUAGAGGGAGAUAACGUCACUCUCACAUGUAAAACCACCUGCAGUCUGACAGUCACACCAACAUUCACCUGGUACAGAAAUGGACGUUCUUUAUCCUCCAGUACUGACCAGCUCCACCUGCAGCCGGUCAGCAGGGAGGAUGCAGACAGGUAUCGCUGUGGUGUACUGGGUCUGACCUCUCCUGAGGUCAUUCUUAAUGUCAGAUAUGGCCCAAAGAGCGUCUCAGUGUCCAUCAGCCCCUCUGGUGAAAUAGUGGAGGGCAGUUCAGUGAAUCUGACCUGCAGCAGUGAUGCAAACCCACCUGUGCAGAACUACAACUGGUUUAAAGGAACAUCAUUAGUAGGAAAAGGAGAGACUUACACAAUGAAGAAGAUCAGCUCUGUGGACAGUGGAGAAUACAAGUGCAAAUCCAGUAAUGAACAUGGAGUUAAAUACUCUACAGCUCUAAGUCUCGAUGUUUUGUAUCCUCCAAGGAACGUCUCAGUGUCCAACAGUCCCUCUGGUGAAACAGCAGAGGGCACUUCAGUGAAUCUGACCUGCAGCAGUGAUGCAAACCCACCUGUGCAGAACUACACCUGGUUUAAAGAAGGUGGAAGCUCACCUGUAGGAUCUGGACACAGUUACAGGGCUCUACAGAGAGGAUCCUACUACUGUGAGGCUCAGAAUGAACACGGAUCUCAGAAAUCAGCUGCAGUGACUGUCACUGUAAAAGGUGUUAUUGAUGGUGGAAGAAUCUUAAUUAACCCCCAAAAAAUCAUUUAUAAUACUUUAUAACAUGAUACAUGCCUGGAUAUUUGUGUACUUUAAAACGGACUUCAGUAUUUGUUCCCAAACAGCAGUUAGUAGUGUUGUUCUGUUGGUGGAAGAAAAUCAAUGAACCCCAAAACCACUUUUUUCUUAAAAUCUCUGUAAUUUUCAACCGGUGUCAACAUUUCUCUGCACACAGGGGUUAAGACUUCAGUUGUUGUGACUGCUAUUAUUGGGGUUGUUGCUGGAUGUGGAUGUUUAUUUGUCAUCAUUGUUGUUUUGGUAUG
Molecule: messenger RNA, 2823 nt
Organism: Pygocentrus nattereri (red-bellied piranha)
Lineage: Eukaryota; Metazoa; Chordata; Actinopteri; Characiformes; Serrasalmidae
Product: sialoadhesin-like
Exons: 14
Coding region: 233-2563 (776 amino acids)
Source: RefSeq, a predicted model, not a curated record